Parnassius mnemosyne (clouded apollo) is the source of this 873-nucleotide messenger RNA. The record is from the annotation of a GenBank genome assembly. Lineage: Eukaryota; Metazoa; Arthropoda; Insecta; Lepidoptera; Papilionidae.
AUGCCGUUCCUCGAUAUAGCUUUUCAAGCUGAAGUAAGCAGAUACGAAGACCCGGAUUUCGAAGAGUACGCGCGUCGGAACUGCAACGAGGACCCACAAACAAGAGACCACGCGAUACAAGAAUUGCGGCACAUGGUGUAUGAGAGAGGUGAAUGUCACCCGCGACGCACGGACGAUGCUUAUCUACUCAGAUUUCUGCGGUGUCGUCGCUUUAUACCUGCUCUAGCGCACAAACUUAUGGUCCGCUAUGAAGAGUUUCGAAGGAAGAACGCUUAUUUGUAUGACUGUAAUGCAUUCGGUCUCCAGAAGGUGAAGAACGUGUAUGGGGGAACGUUUCCAGAGAGCCCUGGAAAUGGACGGAUAACGCUGAUGAGGUUUGGCAAAUGGGACACAGAUGCCGUACCCAUAGUGGACGUGGUGCGGUGUGCGCUAAUCAUGGACGAAAUAGCCGUGAUGCAGCCAAAGCUGCAGAUACUCGGCGUCACCAUAAUAGUCGAUCUGGAUGGCCUCAAUGUAAGACAAGUGAGCCACCUGACGCCUACCAUAGCCAACCAGAUCGUCAGCUUAAUGGGGGUUUCGUUCCCUCUUCUACUGCACGGUUUGCAUAUCAUAAACUACAACUGGUUCCUGAAUUCGUUCUUCUACAUCUUCAAGCAGUUCAUCCCGAGGGCGGCUUGGGACCGGAUGCACUUCCACGGUUAUGACAUGAGCUCCCUCCACAAACACAUCGACCCCGCCCACCUCCCACCCGAGUACGGGGGCACUUGUAAACACGUGAUCUCGACCGAGGAGUGGCUGAGAAAAGUCAAUAUGUACAAAGACGACUUCAUGGUACAGGAACUUAGGGAUUUAGGUUUUACUGUCGAAGAUUAA